Mauremys mutica (yellowpond turtle) is the source of this 1927-nucleotide messenger RNA. RefSeq names its product C-type lectin domain family 2 member D-like. The transcript has 5 exons. The record is from RefSeq and is a predicted model, not a curated record. NCBI's taxonomy places the organism in Eukaryota, Metazoa, Chordata, Testudines, Geoemydidae. The coding region runs from base 302 to 910 and encodes 202 amino acids.
UGAAGCCCUAGGGGGUGGAGAGGCCAAUGGGAUUUAAGGGGGUUUAAUCAUCAUAGCACCACCUCUGGCAGGGGUUGGGCUGCUGGGCAGGGAAUGAGGAAACCACAAAUCAUCCCCCCUGACCUGUCCUGCUGGAUCUGUCUCAGCUUUCAGAUCAGCUGGGGAGUCUGGAGCAGUGAGGGGAGCCAGGGCCAGGAUCCCCACCCCCGCUCGGCAUUGCUGCUGCUGAAUUGACUCAGUCAGCCCAAGAGGAGUGGAUCCCAGCCCAGCACCUGCAGCAGCGUCUGUAGCCCGAGUGUCAAUGAGAGAGACAUUGGGGCCAGCAACUGGGGCUGCUGAGAGGGAAGAGCCGCUGCAGGGGAGAGUUAACGGCAAUGGACACCAGGAGACUGGAUGGUGGCCAGAACCUCGUCGUAAUGGCAAGAAAUGCGCAGUCGCCCUCGCAGCCGCUGUGUUCUUAGGUCUCAUCAUCACUGUUAUUGUCCUGGCAGUGUUGUUAUCUGAGCGUUCUUCAGCUGUUCUCAGCCCCUGGUGCCCUGCGUGCCCAGACGGCUGGAUCGGGUACCGAGGGAAAUGCUACUAUUUCUCUGAGGCCAAAGGGAACUGGACCUACAGCCAGAGCAACUGCUUUUCCCUUGGUGCCUCCCUGGCUGCGAUCGACACCCAGCAGGACCUGGCUUUCCUGCUGCGCUAUAAAGGCAAAUUUGACCACUGGAUUGGCCUCCAGAGGGACCCGGGGCAACCCUGGAAAUGGGUCAAUGGCACCGAAUUCAACCACCUGUUUCCGAUAACAGCAGAUGGUGACUGCGCGUAUCUGACUGAGAAUGGGGUCAGCAGCUUGCGGUGCACCAGCGAGAGACACUGGAUCUGCACCAAUCCUGAUCCGUUUACAAAGGCGAAAGGGGGCUGAUAAGGGUAUUGUGGAAAUUAGCCCUGGAAAAACCUGGCUGUGAUCUCUGACCAUCGCAGCUGACAAAUUCCGGAAUAACAGGGAUUGCUCUGAGCACGAAAGACAAUUAUCUAUGUAACCUUUUCAAAUAUUUGCUGGGGGUGCAGCUAGGGGCCCAGCUACUGCUCCUGAAGCGUUUGCCUGGGGCUGCCUGAGCAGUGGCUGGUGCGGCUGGCCCCGGAGCUGCUCGGGUGGCCCUGGGGUCAGCUGCACCGGGCCACUGCAGAAUCAUGGAAAGUCACAAUCUGUGAUUUCCAUGACCUCUGUGAAAGACUCGCAGUCUUACUCAAGGGACACCUAGUACCUGGUAUGUAGGAGUAAGGGGAGAGAGACCUCUGCUCACUCCCUUCCUGGAGCCCAGUGGGUUAGAGGGCAGGGAGUGGGUAGGUGUGACACACGCGCACGCACACACACACACACGCCAAAGUCCCCAUGUCUCAGUAGGACACUGAGAAAUCCCCAGCUGGGGUCAGGCUGGCUCACCUGUGUUAAAAUGGGUAUUAACAUUAUAAGAAUCUGCUUAGACUUUAUUGAAUGCUUGUGUGCGGCUGCAGUGUUAAUUCACUUCUGACAGUCGUAUCCCACAUCGUAAGGCGAUAUUGGAGCGUUUAUACUGGGAGCCUCUGACUGUAACUCGCCAGAGUGGAGAGAGGCAUUAAGCAGUGUGAAGUGCUGAUCUCCAGCAGCCCAGAGCACAAGGGAGAGGGUGGAAUACAAAUCCCGAACAAGAAAUAACUAUAUUAAUCUCUGUGCUGCUUGGAGUCCCUGUUUAAAUAUGGAUAGUACUAUAGUGAAUGAAACAAUGGAUUCAUGCUACCGUGGCUCUUUUGGGUAAUGUUGGUCGCUAAUUUGGCUUCUGAAUCAUUGAGCAUCACUGCUAUAGAUGGUUGUUACCUUGUGAAACUUAAGAUUCUAGUUUAGGUGUGUGUGUGUGUGUGUGUAUAUGUGUGUGUGUGUAUAUAUAUAUAUAUAUAUAUA